Messenger RNA from Xenopus tropicalis (tropical clawed frog), 732 nucleotides. RefSeq names its product gamma-aminobutyric acid receptor subunit rho-1-like. The transcript has 4 exons. Bases 451 to 732 code for a protein of 93 amino acids. The record is from RefSeq and is a predicted model, not a curated record. NCBI's taxonomy places the organism in Eukaryota, Metazoa, Chordata, Amphibia, Anura, Pipidae.
ACCUGGUGUUUAGGAGGCUUCAGACACUAAUUAAUCAUAAAGGAGACGAUUCUAAGGGCAAGCACUGGACUUCUGCUCGCAACCCUGUUCCUGACUCACAGAUUCUAUUUGUUUGCACAGCACUGCCCCAAGGAACAACAUAAAAGCAGUUCACAAAGAGACACAAAUUCUACUCAGCAUGAAAAUCCCAGCCAUCUGACGUAGAGGGAUUUAUAGGUUUAGUGGAAAUUGCUUUCCCAGCAUCCAGAUUAAAUACUGACUGGCAUUUUGUCUCUGAACUGGUAAACAUCCUUCUAAUAAUGAGAUUACCCAACAAUGUAUGAAGGCCCAGAUAGAUCUCAGUUUUAGGGCUUCUCCCAUGGACUAAUUUUGGGCCGUAGGCUGCUAGGUAUCAUGCUGACUAACCGUAACGUUCAGACCUGCAUCUUUCUACUUCUUUAGGGAUGGACAAUGUCAACUGAGAGCAGAACCCAGCAGCGUGUGAAAGGCGUACCUGAGCUGUACAAACAGGGCAGCCCUGUAUUUAAGAGAAGUCCCGACAUCACAAAGUCUCCACUCACAAAGUCAGAGCAGCUUCUCAGAAUAGAUGAUCACGACUUCACCAUGAGACCUGGAUUUGGGGGUCCUGCAAUACCAGUGGGCGUUGAAGUACAAGUGGAAAGUUUAGACAGUUUUUCAGAGGUUAAUAUGUUAUUUGUAAAUGUAAUUGGUAUAGAAAGCAUCAUUUGCUGA